CUCACACUUCAUACACAAUCAAUGGCCUCCACGGAUUCAGUUUACCGUCCCACACCAACUCCAGACCAUGACACUACUGUUGUAGUAGUUGUGUUUGUCUCUUUGGGUUCUGUCAUGUUCUUGGCGUUUCUAGCUUUUGUUAUCUGGUUCUUGAUCAAGACGAGAUCCAGGAAGCACCGUGAGAAAUCUGAGGCGGUUCGUGUGGAUGAGCACUUUAAGAUGAAGGAAGCUAUAGUCGAAGGACCUAAUGGACAAAAGUCUGUGGUGUUAUCAGUUGAGGAUGAUGUUAAGAUCGAAGACGCGAUCAAGAGAGAUGAGAAAGAUCUGAAGAAGGAUGGUGGAGUUGGAUCAUCAGUCGUUUCCCGUUCGUGAAUAAGCUUUCUUCAUUCAUAAUGUUGCCAAUCUAUUUAUUUGUAUUAUAAUUGUGUUUGUGUGAAUCAUUUGUUUGGUGAAAUAAAAAAGCAUAUGAAAU
Molecule: messenger RNA, 472 nt
Organism: Arabidopsis arenosa
Lineage: Eukaryota; Viridiplantae; Streptophyta; Magnoliopsida; Brassicales; Brassicaceae
Source: the annotation of a GenBank genome assembly